AUGGGUUUAAAGAAGAAGAAGGAAAUUCAGGUAGAUGCUUUCUUUCUUGAUCAACAGCAGCUUGAAAAACUUCAGAGGUUUUCAAAGGCUGAAGAGCAAAAUCUGGCAUCUCUCCUUCUGCACUGUGCACAGUUGGGAAAUGGCAUCCAGCAGAUCCAGUGUAUUAAACAAAUUAUGCCAUUGGUGAAGAAGAUGGAUCAGAACUCUGCAUGUGAUCCCAUGAUUAAAGCAUGUUUGGAUGUUUUGGGAGAGACAUAUUUUUCACUGGGUACAAAGAAUCCUUUGAAAAAAGUAUUAGCAAGUUCUCUGAAUGGUCUUCCUGAAGCGUUGCUGAAGUUAGCUGUGCAAAGCUUUGUGUGCUGCCUUAGGGAAGAACUGAAAACCUCAGAUGUGUAUUUGUACAGAAAAGUACUGGACAACCUUGCUUCCUGUAUGGAGGACUUCAGUUUAGGUAGAGCAAGUGUUGAGAACCUGUUUGAAGAAGUUCUUCAGUUUCUGCAGAAGUCUCUGCUUGACAUACAGGAAGAAAACAGAAAGAACCAUGGAAAUCGUAUGGUUCAGACUCAGCUGAUGCAUGAUUUACUGAUAGCCAUUAAAGUUUCAAUGAUGCUUAUACAGAAAUUGCAAGGAAAUAUCCAAGGAAAUCUUUGGAAACAUCAUGAAUCUUUUGUUUGGCAAUGUAUGUGUAGUUUACUGAAAAGCUCCACAAACUGCCUGAUGGAUGUAACACUCCUGCAAACUGUUCAGACUACCUCGGGACUGGCUGUCAUCCUGUUUAUUAGAGCUAUGUAUGAACCAGUUGAAGAAUUACCUUCCUUGGUCAGUGACUUGCUCCUUGGGACAGUGAAGCAAUCAGGUGUGCCAGAGUGGUUUGUGAGCAGCUGUGGGACUCUGUGUACAGCACAGCUCCCUGACUCUGUCCUUCUCUUUCUCUGCCAUGGAGCACUGGCUAUGCUGGAUUGGAAGAAUGGCAGCAUGAGUGAAAAUGGAGAGAAAUUAUUAUUAGAUAUUGCCCCAGUCUUGUUGUCUUUGAGUUCAGAGUUAAAAGAACCCAGUGUGGCAACAGCUCUGUCUAGAGUCCUUGCUAUUUGGACUAAUUCAGCACUGGCUGCCCUUGAUUCAGACUCUCCAAAUCUGAAAAUCAAACUCAAUGGUAACUCAGAUGUGAUUGGAAGGCUGCUGGAAUACAUUUAUACACACUGGGACCACCCUCUGGAUGCCAUUAGACACCAAACCAAAUUGAUAUUCAAGAAUCUUCUUCACAUACACCAAACCACCAUUACUGGAUCCAGUGGAAAAUCAGACCCAUUCUUUGCAAGGCUAAUAAAGCAUUUACUAAGUUUGGAUUGGCACAUAAAAGGGAAAUACUCUUCCCUUGGCUGUCUUGUGGACUGUGUGGGCACUGAAAGUAUACUACAAUUGGACAGAACAAUUCCAGUACAAAUCCUGGAUGUGAUGAAUGAUCAGUCUCUUGCACCUUAUGCUAGUGAUCUUCUGGAAGCCAUGUUCACAAAUCACAAGGCCCAUUUUACAUUGAGUUUUCAAGAAGGCUCCUGGGUUGACAAGUGGCACAAGAUCUGGGUUUCUCCUCUUCUGUUGAUACUGUGUGAAGGGAACCAUGACCAGACCACUUACAUAAUAGAUUACUAUUUACCAAAAUUGCUCAAAUGUAACCCUGACAGUCUGAGCUACAUGAUUAGAAUUCUUCAGGCCUCUGCAGAUGCUAAUCUGGGCUCUUGUAGUACUAGGGGAGCUCUUGGAGCAUUAAUGGCAUGCCUGAGAACAGCCAGGGCUCAUGGACACCUGGAACUUUCAAGUAUCUUGAGCAAUGGUCUUGUAUCCACUGAGUGCAUAAAACAAGGUCUGGUUCAUCAGCACAGUCAGGUUUGCAUUGAUGCUUUAGGUUUACUUUGUGAAACCCAUCGUACCACGGAAAUUGUGUCUUUGGAAGAAAUGCAUCUAAUUCAGUUUUUUAUCAUGUACAACUUGAACAGCCAGUCUCCUUCAGUAAGGCAACAGAUUGUUUCUUUAAUAAGAAAGUUAUUUUGUAGGAUACAAGAAAGUUCCCAGGGGCUUUAUAAAUUGGAGCAAAAUAAAACCAAGCAAGAGUUACUUGAAAACUCAACUAAAAUGCAUCCUUUGGAGAUUUUGCAGCAAUACAAAGAUUUCAUGUCUUCUGUAUGUGACAGACUUUUUGAGGUAUUGUUUCCUGGUUCAUCACACCCAACCAGAUUUUCUGCACUAAGUAUUUUGGAAUCAAUAGCAGAAAUAUUUUCUGUUCCAAAAGGUCAGGCACAAGUUUUUCAGCUGGAUCAGGUGAUCGAUUCUACUCGUGUCCAAACUUUGAUCCAAUGUUUUGCCAGUACUUUUGAGGAAGUAAAAGUUCUGGCAUUUGGGCUGUUGAUGAAACUACGUGAUGUUGCAUUUAAGUUACAGGACUCUGAAAAUAUAGGUCUUCUAUUCCAAGCAGCCAUGGAUCUCAGCACAAGUACCAAGCCAUAUGAUUGUGUCACUGCUUCAUAUUUGUUGAACUUUUUAGUACAUCAUACAGGACUGCAGCAUAUUUGUUUGGGAAAAUGGAUUGAGCAUAACCCCCAGAGUGAUGAAAACACAACAGUGAGUACAGUGGAGAAGAACACUUUGACAGUUAUCAAGCUUUUGUUGGUGAAUGUUGAAGAAGAAAUCUUUCAAUCCAAGAAGUCUCUGCUUCAAGCUGCAGCAUCAUUCCCAAUGUAUGGGAGAGUGCACUGUAUAACUGGGGCUUUGCAGCAAUUACCCUUUAAUAACUUGACACUAGUGUCUGAAUGGAAGGAAAUGGUGACCAGGCUCAUUCUGAUGUCAUACAAACUCUCUGCUGUAGUAUCACCAGUAGUACAGAGCUCAUCACCAGAGGGUCUUAUUCCAAUGGAUAGUGAUCCAGAAAGUGCAAGUCGCCUGCGGAUGAUUCUGCAUGAGAUACAACCACAGGACACAAAUGAUUAUUUUAUACAAGCAAAAAUUUUGAAAGAACACUGCAAUGGGGAACCUGAAAAGGUACCUGACUCCAGGCCAACCAAAAAUCACUGCACAGAAAUGAGAGGUAAAGAAAGGCAGACAUGUGAUGUCACAGCUCAAAUGGUUCUUGUAUGUUGCUGGAGAAGCAUGAAGGAAGUGUCUCUGCUCCUAGGGACGCUGUGUAAACUUUUACCUUCACAGACUACAUCUGAACCUUCAGAUGGGUUGAUUACUGUAGAACAG
Messenger RNA from Acanthisitta chloris (rifleman), 3237 nucleotides. RefSeq names its product thyroid adenoma associated (gene THADA). The record is from RefSeq and is a predicted model, not a curated record. Gene Ontology annotation, cellular component: cytosol. Lineage: Eukaryota; Metazoa; Chordata; Aves; Passeriformes; Acanthisittidae. The transcript is spliced from 20 exons. Gene Ontology annotation, biological process: tRNA methylation. The annotation marks the transcript as partial.